AUGACACCAACAUCUCCGACUAGCCUUCUUCCAAGUUCUUAUGCAGACAUUAACACAACUCUAUUUGCCAAUGUUUCAUCUACUCCAAAUGUGGCUGCCCCAGGGCUCCUCAUUCCACUGAUAUACCUAGUUGUAUGUGCAGUAGGAUUAUGGGGUAACACCUUGGUUAUCUACUUAGCAUGGCGAAGUCCUGCUGGACAAAACUCUGUCACUGCUCUCUACAUUCUGAACUUGGCAAUGGCUGAUGACCUUUUCAUGUUGGGUUUGCCCUUUCUUGCUGCCCAGAGUGCUUUGUCCUACUGGCCAUUUGGAUCACCAGUAUGCACAAUAGUAAUGACUCUAGAUGCUGUCAAUCAAUUCACAAGCAUUUUCUGCUUAACUGUACUCAGCAUAGACAGAUAUUUAGCUGUGGUUCGUCCCAUCAAGUCCGUAAAAUGGAGAAGACCCAAAGUGGCUAAAAUUGUGAAUGUAACUGUUUGGAUUGCUUCUUUCUUGGUUGUACUACCAGUAGUUUUCUUUGCUGGUGUUCCAAAGGAUUCAGGAACAUGUCAUAUUGCUUGGCCUGAACCACAGCAGGCCUGGAGGACUGGUUUUAUCUUGUAUACUGCUGCACUUGGGUUCUUCUGCCCAUUGCUUGUAAUCUGCAUAUGCCAUAUACUUAUUGUGGCUGAGCUAAGAACAUCUGGAAAUCGGGUUAGGGUGGCUCCAACCCGACGACAGGGUCCUGAGCGCAAGGUAACUAAGAUGGUGGCCCUUGCAGUGACUGCCUUCAUCCUGUGUUGGCUGCCUUUUUAUGCCUUGAACAUUAUCAAUCUGUUGUGGCCUCUGCCUGCAGGUCCAAGGCUGUAUGGACUUUACUCCUUUGUGGUAGCUCUCUCCUAUGCUAACAGCUGCUUGAAUCCUAUUAUUUAUGCUCUUCUAGCUCGUCCAUUUCAAAGGGGCUUGAGACGUGUUCUCUGUAGGACAUCUGUUAGAGUGGCUGAUGGAGGAAUGAAUGGACCCAAUGAAACAGCGCAAGGAGAGCUCAGCAGAGUUAGUGGCAUUUCCCAAGACAGAAGAAGUCCAAGAGUGGACAGAGUGGAUGAAAAUGGACAGAGAGCUGGAGCUGAAGAAUCUCUGCAGCAGGAAGUUGGACCAUCAUCACAAAAUGCUCUACCGGAGGAGCUUGGAGCAUCUGAAAAAGAAAAUAUGCUAGGCAUAAGCUAUUUAUAG
This is a messenger RNA of Staurois parvus, 1212 nucleotides long. Lineage: Eukaryota; Metazoa; Chordata; Amphibia; Anura; Ranidae. The record is from the annotation of a GenBank genome assembly.